Lodderomyces jiufengensis is the source of this 1893-nucleotide messenger RNA. Its product is annotated as SCF ubiquitin ligase complex subunit. NCBI's taxonomy places the organism in Eukaryota, Fungi, Ascomycota, Pichiomycetes, Serinales, Debaryomycetaceae. Bases 1 to 1893 code for a protein of 630 amino acids. Gene Ontology annotation, molecular function: guanyl-nucleotide exchange factor activity. The record is from RefSeq and is a predicted model, not a curated record. Gene Ontology annotation, cellular component: cytoplasm. The transcript has a single exon.
AUGAAUAACAAUAUUGAUGAUUCUAAGAUAAAUAUAGAAAGUUUAGGAGAAGACAUAUUGGUUAAUGAAAUUUGUAAAUAUUUAACAAGUGAAGAUAUUUUCAAAUUAUUUAUACUAAACAAGAAUUUAUAUCAAAUCUUUAUUAAUUCAUUAUCAAUUUAUUCAAUUUUAUAUAAUAAAAAAUUUUCAAAUAAUUUAUAUGAUUAUACUUUAAAUUUAAAUCAAAAUUUAAAUUGGAAAGAAUUAUUUUAUUUAAGAUGUUCCAAAACACAAGAAAUUUUUACUUGGGGUGAAAGUAAUGGUGGUAGAUUAGGUUAUUUAUCAAGUAGAAUUAAUCAAUCAAAUGUACUGAAAAAAUUGGGGAGUUGGUCAGUUCAUACUCCAACAAGUAUUAUUGACUUUAAUAAUAAUUUAAUAGUUGAUAUAGAAGCAAAUGGUUAUAGUUUUAUUAUAUUAUUAAAUAAUGGUGAAUUAUGGUUUACUGGUAUGGAUUGGAAACGUCCUCAAUUUGGUUUAUCAACUCCAGGAUCAAUUUUAGAAAAAGAUUAUAGACCAAAUCCUGGUACUAUGGCAUUAGCUAGUAUGAAUCAAGGAACAAUUGAUAGAGAUGAUCAUAUUGGAGGUAGAAGAAGUAUAAGACCAACUCCACCUAGAAUGGGUGUAAUGCCAAUUCCAUUAAUGGCUGGAAGAUAUAGUGAUAGUAGUAGUGAUGAAAGUGAUGAUAAUAAUACUAAUAAUAAUAAUGAUGAUAAUCAUGAAGCUACAAUUACAACCCCACCUCCAACUUCAACUUCAACUUCAACUUCAGCAGAUAUACCACAAUCAAGAAGAAGACUUAAAACACCACCAGAACCAACCACUAAUCGUCCACAAUCUAAAAUUCAAGAAACAAAUUUUUUAUCAAGAUUAUUUUUACCUCCUGGAAAAGAAUACACCAACAGAAAAAUCUUAUCAAUAAGUACUGGUAGAGAACAUAUAAUCGCAUUAGAUGAUAAUAAUAAUAUUUAUACAUGGGAUACUGGAUGUAACUCAAAUAUUGGUAUAAAUAUUAUAUUUGACAAUAUACCUCAAACUUCAAUAAUCACUAAAAUUGUUGCUGGUUGGAAUUUAUCAGCAUGUACAAUUGAUAAUAUUGGGUUAGUUGUUUGGUAUACUAGAUCUCCAUUAACAAAAGAACAAUUUGAUAAACAAGAUUAUAAAAGUAAAGCAAAAUAUAUUAUAAUCCCAAACACAAAAAAUAAUAUAGUAGAUUUUGCAGUCGGUGCUGAUUAUGUAUUAUUUAUAAGAAAACUGGAUCAGAAAUUGUAUCAAUUUAGAAUUAAUGCUCAUGAAUAUGCAAAUAAAGAUAAUAAUGAAACAAUAGACGAUAGCGAAUUAAAAAGAAUGAUUAUUCCAAUGAAUAGUUUCAAUGAUUGGAAAACAUCUCAAUCAACAAAAAACAUCCUUUUCACAAAAUUAAAUAGUUGUUUCACAAAUUUCAUAGUAUUUACAAAUCAUGAUCAAAUCCUAAUUGGAUCAAAUGAUCAUCUUUUAAAUCCAGGAUCAUCAUCAAUGGAUUCAGAAAAUGAUAUCCCACAACCAAUAAUAAUUCCUGAAUUACAAAAUCAAAAUAUAAAAUCAAUAAAAAUAGGAGAUUAUCAUUAUUUAGCAUUAACAAAUGAUGGUUCACUUUUAAGUUGGGGUCAAGAAUCAAGAAAUUGUGGUUGUUUAGGUAUUGGUCCAAAAGAAUUAGCUAUAUCUGAAAAUCCUCAACAAGUAGUUGAUCUUGGUGCUAAUAUAGAAGUUAAAACUCCAAUGAAAGUUAAAAAUCCUUUUGGUUUAAGAAAAGGUAAAUGGGUAGCUAUUGCUGCUAGUGGUUGGCAUUCUGGUGGAAUAUACAUUCCUGAUGAAUAA